Messenger RNA from Fusarium odoratissimum NRRL 54006, 1876 nucleotides. RefSeq lists its product as uncharacterized. The record is from RefSeq and is a predicted model, not a curated record. The transcript is spliced from 4 exons. Bases 749 to 1852 code for a protein of 367 amino acids. Gene Ontology annotation, cellular component: nucleus. Gene Ontology annotation, biological process: positive regulation of transcription by RNA polymerase II. NCBI's taxonomy places the organism in Eukaryota, Fungi, Ascomycota, Sordariomycetes, Hypocreales, Nectriaceae. Gene Ontology annotation, molecular function: DNA-binding transcription factor activity; transcription cis-regulatory region binding.
CAACUGCAGAGGACAAUUCAUACCGUCAUAAACGCCGUCAUCUUUCACUGAGUUCCGUACUAAACAUAAACUACCUGCAGCUCAGGCGUCUAAUUGCGUAGAAUCUGCAGCCGACUUGACUAAGCCAGAUAUGCCACCUACGCAGGGCGCACGGCGCCGCCAUCGGACGUUCACUGUAUGUACGCAUGAGAACUCACGAGGUCUAAACAGCUCAUCAUCGUGAUACAGGGCUGCUGGAAAUGUCGAUCACGUAAAGUGAAGUGUGACGAGACACGUCCGUGGUGUCUCAAUUGUCGACGCAUCGGCAUUCAGUGCUCUGGCUACGAUUCGAAGAUUGUAUGGAUGGAACAAAACAAAUCAAAGCCUUUUCAAACCGAUGGGCGGCGUAUUUUGCGUAGCGGUAUGUAAUGUUAAUCUCUCCGGGCUAUCUUCAUGAUAAUUAACAUGGGCAGGGUUUGAAACUUUAUCUAGCGAACAUUUGGACCUCCUGAUAUUGUCUUGCGACGAGAACCCUUGUCACGCCCAACCCUACAUCCAUCGUGAGCAAUCAUCUUGGACGCCCGAAUGUCAUAACCCAUUCUCAGUGUUUUCAUCGAGGCCUGAGAUUUCAACGCCAUUGAGAAGCUCCCUUAAUCCAACGCUUUUGGAGGAGUUCAAACCUCGACCGCAAAGCCAUGAUUCAAUCACGGGUCCGCUCCAGGACGAGCGUUUCUUAUUCCAUCACUACGUCACCCACGUAGCUUUCAUAAUGCUCCCAUACGAACAUCCCUAUAAUCCAUGGCAAUGCUAUUGGGCCACUGCCGCUUUACAACUUGCAUUAUCAGGCCAGAAAGUCCUGUAUAGGGCCAUACUAGCCCAUUCAGCUUUCAACAUCGCCCAUUUGCUUGGAAACGAUGCCAAGAUGGCUAACAUUGCGCUACGGUACUACAAUGCGGCACUGUCGCAUCUAACACAUGAUUUGGUGCAUAGCAAGACCGACUCCUCGGCUAUGCUAGCUUCUAUCAUGAGCUUGAUGUUUGCUGAGGCCUACCGCGGUCAUUCCACAGACUGGAAACACCACUUACGGGGAGCAAGGACGCUUCUUUGGUCGUACGGUGAGGCCUACCCCUGGAUCUUGUCAGACUUGGCUCGUUCUUCCCUAGAAAGCCUCGGCGUGAUAGAGAUCAUCGCCGGAUCCUCUACAUGGUCCAAUCGCUCUGAUUUCGAGGCUAAUCGUCAGUCACCUGACGCUGGGAACCCGGAUCCUUUGGCGAUGUUGUCCACACCUGAUUUCAUCUUCACUAUCGGGGCGCCACGCUGCAUUUUGGAAUGCAUCUCCAAAAUCACGAACUUUAGCCAAGCACCACUUGGUGACAUAUCUCGGACAACGAGCAAUGAGCUUCUCCACGAAGUCCUCUCAUGUCUCAAUUCAGUCCAAAGUAGCAGCAGUUUCAUUCCCAACAAUCCUCCAGAGGCCAAGCAUCAAGCAAAAGCAUUCAUAUCUGCGACUUAUAUUUACUGCUACCGAACAUUGCUUGAUGUACCCCCUCACGCCAUUCAACACCAUGUCCACGAUACCUUGGGUCACGUGUCAGCCUUUCUCGCCAACAGUACUGGGAACUUUUCUGCAUGGCCAGCCUUCAUCGCCGCAGCCGAGGCAUACACACAGGAAGAUUUGGCGACAGCGCAAGAGUGGGUUAAUUGGGCAACAUCGGUAGGCAUAGGAAGCCGAACUUCGAUAAAAGUUGUCCUUUAUGAAAUAUGGCGAAGACGCGAGGUAAUCAGCCAACAAAGUGGUUUGGAUCCUGGAAAGGUUAUCAUGGAUUGGAAACAGAUCAUGCAUGAGCUUGAAUUUGAUAGUCUACUUAUAUGAUGCUCUGUACUAGCAAAUUGUGCC